CAUUGUACACCGGAACUAGACAAUUCGGACGUUGUUGUCGGUUCUGCGGAGAGCCCGAAAGGACUUAGUUAAGUGACAGAAAAUGGAUAGGUGAUAGUACGGAAAUUCCAUCAUUAUUUUUUAUAGUAAGAUGACCAGCCUUCCUCCCAUUGGCAUCCGGUUGCUUUCGUCGCUUGAUGGAACUCCAAAUUCAAGUCGAACAUUCAGGUAUAAGAUAUUCAUCCUGAUAUUCACAUUUCUGUGUUACACCAGCUAUCACCUAUCCAGAAAGCCCAUAAGUGUAGUCAAGAGUGUCCUCAACAGAAACUGCUCGCUGUCCAUCAGUGACCCCAGUGUGGUGGUCAACACCUCCUCCCAUGGAAACAACACUAAGUGGUGCGACUGGAAACCGUUCGAUCAGGACAAUGCGGGCUCCCUCCUGGGAAGUCUGGACCUGGCCUAUCUGUUCUCCUACGCUGUCGGAAUGUUUAUUAGUGGACAGGUGGCUGAGCGGGUCCAUCUUCGGUACUUCCUGUCUGCGGGGAUGAUCAGCAGUGGCAUCAUGACAAUCCUGUUUGGGAUGGGCUAUUUCUGGAAUAUCCACAAUAUCGCCUUCUUUAUUGGAAUCCAGGUUAUCGGAGGACUGGUACAGAGCAGUGGGUGGCCGUCUGUCGUCACCUGUGUGGGGAACUGGUACGGCAAAGGGAAACGAGGCCUGAUUAUGGGAAUCUGGAAUUCCCAUACAUCAGUAGGGAACAUCUUGGGAUCUCUUAUUGCUGGGAUCUUUGUGAACACUGCCUGGGGCUGGUCCUUUAUUGUUCCCGGAAUAAUCAUCGGUACACUAGGAAUCCUGGUAUUCUUCUUUAUGGUACCAAGUCCUGAAGAGGUUAAAUGUGAACUGCCGGAUCAGUUGCCAGCAACAAAGUAUACAGAUAGAGCCACAGAAAGUUCUGAUUUGAAGAAAACAACAUGUCACAUCCCCAUGGAGACCGUAAAUAAUAAUAAGGCCAUUGCCAUGGAGACCGUAAAUAAUAAUAAGACCAUUGAAUAUGGAGCAACAAACAGUCAGUCCUCCCAAACUUCACUCAUCUCAUUGGACAAGUCCAAAGAGAAACCUAUAUCAUUGUGGCGAGCUCUUUUCAUCCCAGGCGUGAUUGAGUUUUCCCUCUGCCUGUUCUUUGCCAAACUUGUUAGUUAUACAUUCCUGUUUUGGUUGCCAAAAUACAUUCACGAAAAAGCCAACUAUGACCCAGAGAAGGCAGCCGACAUUUCUACUCUGUUUGACGUUGGAGGGAUUUUCGGUGGUAUAUCCGCUGGACUACUCUCGGAUUUUACUGGUAUGAGGGCAACCACCUGUGUCAUCAUGCUUACUCUCUCAGCCCCUGUGUUGUAUAUCUAUAAUUUGUAUGGCAGCUUGAGCCUAGCCCACAGUAUAGGUCUCUCCAUGGUGUGUGGUUUCUUUGUGAAUGGCCCCUACGCUCUGAUCACUACGGCAGUCAGUGCAGAUUUGGGCACACACGAGGUCCUGAAGGGAAAUGCUAAGGCCUUAUCUACAGUCACUGCCAUUAUUGAUGGAACAGGAAGUAUAGGAGCAGCUGUGGGUCCUCUACUGGCUGGCGUGAUCGAGUCCUCAGGCUGGAACAACGUUUUCUACAUGCUGAUUGGUUCAGAUAUAAUGGCAUUAUUGCUUUUACUUCGACUUUUGUACAAAGAGAUCUCCUCAUCUCUGCGCAGGAGCUAACUAGACCCUGGCUGCCCUUCCUGUGGCCCCGUUUCUGGACCAUCUUGAUCUCACUUGGGGAAUCCCCCAUCAACCCCCUCCCUGUGAUACCAGAAAUUUUAUUCGUAUCUUAAAUCACCUUUUAAAAAUAUAUUUUUUAAAUUUUAAUAUUUUUUUAAUCUAAAGCACAAAAUACUUAGUUUUAAUUUGUCAGCAGACAACAAAUUGUUGAUUGAUUGUUUAAUUAAAGUUUUUUACUUGGGAUCUUUUAUAGAGAUGUAACUUUCUGUGUGUUGUACUUAAUUGCUCAAUUUUAAUUACUUGGUGUUUACACGAGAAGACAUUUUAUUCAACUCAAUUUCAAAGUAGUCUAAAUUUGAUAUCUUGAAGAUUAGUAUGUUAAAUACUAUAGAGAUUUUAAGGUCCUUGGCGCUAUUUCUAUGUAUAGAUAACCCAAUAUCUAGAAGCCUUUGAAACCUAGACAUUUUUCCUUGUUCUGAUGAAUUUGGGAUUCAAUUUUGUCUUAAACACUUCAUAUAUCAUGUCUAUUAUCGUCAAAAAUUAAAUUGAAAACCAUCUUUCAAUGGUUUGUUUGUACAUGUUAAUACUCAGUCUGUUAUAAUAGCCUUCCCUCUUUGGUUCAGUCACUUGGCCAGAAUUAUAACAUUAUCAUGUCAUGGGUAUUCAUCUCAUCAAGUAUUACUUGUUUGUUGUCAGACUUGAAAGUUUUAUUUGUUAUAGUGGGAUGCAUUAUGUUUGUUAACUUUAAUAUUUUAUCAAAUUAUUAUUAUCAAUUUUUUAGAUAGAUAUAAAGAAUAAGUGAUGAUUAUUGUUUAGGUUAAUCAAUGAUUAAAAAACUUACUGUUAAAUGAAGGCAUUGUUAGCUUGUUUAAGGAAAAAUAAAGUGCCCAUGCAGUGUGAAAAGUUGUUCAUAUGUACACAUGUAUAUAUAUUUUUUGUUUGAUAUUUUUCUUUUUGAUGAAUUUGGCAUUCACACUGUCCUGAUAAAAAUGUCAUAUGAAUAUUGCGUGUUCAGUUUCUAUUUUGCAAUUAUUGUGCCAUUAUUUCAACUGAACGUGAGACAAUCAACAUUAAUACUGAAGAAUGUUCGCCAGAGUUACUGCAUCAAAUCGAUGUCAAAGUUUACUUUUAUAAAAGAAAUAAAACAAAUGCAAUAAUUAA
Molecule: messenger RNA, 2881 nt
Organism: Magallana angulata
Lineage: Eukaryota; Metazoa; Mollusca; Bivalvia; Ostreida; Ostreidae
Product: glucose-6-phosphate exchanger SLC37A2-like
Exons: 18
Coding region: 131-1720 (529 amino acids)
Biological process (GO): phosphate ion transmembrane transport; glucose-6-phosphate transport
Cellular component (GO): endoplasmic reticulum membrane
Molecular function (GO): glucose 6-phosphate:phosphate antiporter activity
Source: RefSeq, a predicted model, not a curated record